ACUCAAGAAAUCAUUUGAGCUUUGAUUUUUGAAAAUGGGUGUGCUGAGUGAGGGACUUACACAGAUUCUGAUACAUGUGGCUGCCUUCAUUGGACUUGGGUUUGCUUUGUUUUAGUGGUUCUUGGUCUCCAAGGUCAAGGUCUCAGGUGGCUAUGGUGAAUAUAGUGGGUAUGUUGACACUCUUGAGGUUUCCAUCAAGUGUGCUGAAACUCAGAAUGCCAUAUCUGUUGGGCUUUGCUAUUGGAUCAGCUGCUCUUGUUUCCCUUGCUUUGUUUGCUGCCUUUGUGAGCAAGGCAGGCAUCAACAUUGUUGAUGUGUUGACUCCAAAGGUCUUCAUUGGGUUGCUUGUGGGAGCCAUGCUUCCAUACUGGUUUUCAGCCAUGACAAUGAAGAGUGUGGGAAGUGCAGCUCUCAAAAUGGUUGAAGAGGUUCGUCGACAGUUCAAUACUAUUCCCGGCCUUAUGGAAGGAAGAGCAAAACCAGACUAUGCAACCUGUGUCAAAAUCUCUACUGAUGCUUCACUAAGGGAAAUGAUCCCACCUGGUGCUUUGGUCAUGCUUACACCACUUAUUGCUGGAACCUUCUUUGGUGUGGAGACUCUUGCUGGGGUUCUUGCCGGUUCACUUGUUUCUGGUGUGCAGGUUGCCAUCUCAGCUUCAAACACGGGUGGUGCAUGGGAUAAUGCAAAGAAAUACAUAGAGGCAAGUACUUUGCUCUUCCAACUUUUGAUUUGAUAAUGUUUUCUAUUA
Messenger RNA from Quercus lobata, 749 nucleotides. RefSeq names its product pyrophosphate-energized vacuolar membrane proton pump-like. Gene Ontology annotation, biological process: proton transmembrane transport. The transcript has 3 exons. The record is from RefSeq and is a predicted model, not a curated record. NCBI's taxonomy places the organism in Eukaryota, Viridiplantae, Streptophyta, Magnoliopsida, Fagales, Fagaceae. Gene Ontology annotation, cellular component: membrane. Gene Ontology annotation, molecular function: diphosphate hydrolysis-driven proton transmembrane transporter activity; inorganic diphosphate phosphatase activity. Bases 75 to 734 code for a protein of 219 amino acids.